This is a messenger RNA of Manis javanica (Malayan pangolin), 850 nucleotides long. NCBI's taxonomy places the organism in Eukaryota, Metazoa, Chordata, Mammalia, Pholidota, Manidae. The record is from RefSeq and is a predicted model, not a curated record.
AUGGUCAUGAGGCUCCAAAAUGGCAAGCCAAAGACUUCAGGAACUAGCUCAGUUAAAUUUGAUAGUGAUGAGAUUUUUGAUGCAGUAGGACAAUCACAAUCUGUUCUAGAGAAGCUUCAGGAUUACACAGUCCAUCCAAACUUGGCCCAGUACUAUGAGCCUGUGAAGCCCACUGCACUGCAGAAAUCCCUGGCUCGAAACCGGAAAAUCAAAAGCUUCAUGUUAAAAGUAGCAGAGUAUGAUCAGGAUAAGGCUUUACUGAUUUUGACAAACAACCCACUUCCUUGCCCAAUCGACCAUCAAGGAAAGGACAUCACACCCACAUACUUUCCCAACGAGUUACUGUUGAAGGAAAGUUAUCACCACCCCAAACCCACUGAGAACUUCCACCUACCUCUGAUGUCUCACAGAAAAAAAAAAAAGUUAAGAUCGGAGCUGAAGCCAAUCUUCCCUGUGACACUGUUGGAAGAGAAUCCUACAUCCAAGCGAGAACAAUGGUUUAGGUUUUCCACAGACAAUGAUUUCAAGAGUGAAGGGAAGUAUUCAAAGGCCUAUGUUUUGAAGAAACAGGAGAAAAUGUACCCUCAGCUCAACUUUGCUCCAGUCUAUAAAAGAGGUAUGAGGAAGGACAUCUCCAGGAAGCCACAGAGUGAAGUGCCGACUUCCAAGGUGAUCUGGGAACCCCUCACCCUUUCAUCGCUCCUGGAAGAGAAACCCACCAGAACCGCGCCAGGAGAGAGCUCCUUCGGCAAUGGAAGGGCCCAAAAGUGGAUUAUAAAAAAUUUCACUCUCGUUAAGUGAAAACAAACCGUUGGGGCCCCUCGCCUCGGCCUCCAGAGACUGAGGGGCC